AUGACUUGUUUAACUUUGAGAUAUUGUUAAGAUCAUUUUAAUGAGAAUUAAGAAUCAUCAAUCGAUGACACAUAUUUUGAUAAAGUUGUAGACCUUUUAGAUGAUAAAGACAUUAAAUUGGCAAUCUGGGUAUUUAAAUAUUUAAUUUCUAAACCCCCAUAUAUUAUAGAGAUGCAUUUGGAUCUGUGA
Molecule: messenger RNA, 189 nt
Organism: Paramecium pentaurelia
Lineage: Eukaryota; Ciliophora; Oligohymenophorea; Peniculida; Parameciidae
Source: the annotation of a GenBank genome assembly